AUUUACAAUUAUUCAUUAUAUAUAUAGAUAUAUAUAGAUCGGUGGUCAACGGUUCGACGACAUCACAAUGAAAUGAUAAAUCCUCGAGAAAUUAUAAGGGAAAAUAGGGCGCCGUGCGGAUUACAGAGAGAUCUCGGAGUUGUUCGGGAUUAGUAUGCGAACCGGUUUGCCGAUCGGACAGGGUGGUUUACCGACGGCGUUAAGAGCGGUUACCAGACAUGGGGAGGUUGGGGACCGGCCAGAGGAGCUAUUCCGUGAAUCCUUCGGACUACAAGCUUCUCGAGGAGGUCGGUUAUGGCGCCAGCGCCACCGUCUACAGGGCGAUCUAUCUUCCUCUCAAUGAUGUUGUUGCCAUCAAGUGUUUGGAUCUUGAUCGGUGCAACAGCAAUCUGGAUGACAUACGAAGGGAGGCUCAAACAAUGAGUUUGAUAGAUCAUCCAAAUGUAGUAAGGGCAUAUUGUUCAUUUGUUGUUGAACGAAAUCUUUGGGUGGUCAUGCCAUUUAUGGCAGAGGGUUCUUGUUUACACCUCAUGAAGAUUGCAUAUCCAGAUGGAUUUGAAGAAUCUGCGAUUGGUUCGAUCCUGAAAGAAACUCUUAAGGCUUUGGAAUACCUCCACCGUCAUGGACAUAUUCAUCGUGAUGUUAAGGCUGGAAAUAUACUACUUGAUAGUAAUGGGGCAGUGAAGCUUGCUGACUUCGGUGUUUCAGCCUGCAUGUUUGACAGUGGUGAUAGAAAACGAUCAAGAAAUACAUUUGUGGGAACACCAUGCUGGAUGGCACCAGAAGUGUUGCAGCCAGGAGGUGGAUAUGAUUUCAAAGCUGACAUCUGGUCAUUUGGAAUAACUGCACUUGAAUUGGCUCAUGGUCAUGCACCCUUUUCAAAAUACCCCCCUAUGAAGGUUCUACUGAUGACCAUACAGAAUGCCCCUCCUGGACUUGAUUAUGACCGUGAUAAAAGGUUCUCUAAGUCUUUUAAAGAAAUGGUUGCAAUGUGCUUGGUGAAAGAUCAAACAAAGAGGCCGACUGCCGAGAAGUUGCUUAAACAUUCCUUUUUCAAGCAUGCAAAGCCUCCAGAGCUUUCUGUGAAAAAACUUUUUGCUGAACUGCCACCCCUCUGGAACCGUGUGAAAGCCCUCCAGCUUAAAGAUGCUGCACAAUUAGCCUUAAAGAAAAUGCCGUCAGCUGAGCAAGAGGCGAUAUCACAGAGUGAGUACCAGCGAGGUGUUAGUGCCUGGAACUUUGAUAUUGAGGAUUUGAAAGUCCAGGCAUCACUGGUUCAAGAUGAUGAUGAAAUUACAGAGGCACGGGAAGAAGAUGAAAUUGUGAAAUCUUUUAUUAAUUAUAAGGACACAACCGUCUCCAAAUUUAGCUUGGGUAAAUCAGUGAGCACUAAUGACCUUGUUUGCAGUGGACAACAAUGUAAUGAUGAUUUACCGCUGGCUGAGUGCUUGAGCAAGAAAGGCAAAAUUCUGGGUAGUGAUUUGCCAGAAUCUGGGAGUCAGGAGAAAAUUAUUCAGGACAGGGAUGCACAGAACACUGGGCUGAUACCGUCUACCUCGGAUAAGGAAAUGGUGUCAUCCAAGACAAGAACUCAGUCGCUUAAAAGUCGCCAAACUCAGAGUGGUCCUCUCAUGCCUGGUGUUGUGCUUGGUAAUUCAUUAUCAGAAAGAGGCCGUAUCUCUGAAAGGUGGGAGAAUGAAGUCCAACCAACAAAUGAGAGAGUCAACCGUGAUGCACGGAGAGCACCAAGCUUUAGUGGUCCAUUGAUGCUUCCAAACCGUGCCUCAGCAAAUAGUUUAUCUGCUCCCAUAAAAUCAUCAGGAGGAUUCCGAGAUUCUUUAGAGGACAAGUCAAAGACCAAUCUGGUGCAAAUAAGAGGGCGGUUCUCAGUGACUUCUGAAAAUGUAGAUCUUGCAAAGGAUAUUCCAUUAUGUACAGUUCCACGACGUUCUUCACAGGGAUCCCCACUAAGGAAGUCUGCUAGUGUUGGUGAUUGGUUGUAUGAUUCUAAACAAAUGCCAAGCAGUCAGUCACCCAAGGAGAUUAGCAAUUGUAGUCUACCAGCAUCAUUCCUUGUACCUCACCUUCAGAAUCUUUUUCAGCAUACCUCCAUUCAACAGGAUCUUAUUGUGAAUUUAUACAAUAACUUGCAACCAGCUGAGGUAGUAGAAGCUUCUCAAAAUGGAAAGUUGCCUCCACUGCCUCGCAGUUCAGAAAUCAAUGGCAGUGUUGAAGGAGCUGCUUCUGAAAGGGAGCGUUUACUGCUUUUCAAGAUAUCAGAGCUUCAAGCUAGGAUGACUAAUUUAACUGAAGAACUUACUGCUGAAAGGUUAAAAUACAUACAAGUGAGUAGCUUUGAGGGUUCAUACCGAGUUCUACUUCCUUUUCUGGCCAUGUUUAAUGAGAUUUUUUUUAUAUAGCCUAAUAUAAUGAUUUUCCAAAAUGCAAGAGUACAUCAAUUUUGUGUGUAUGAUGGGCGUAAUGGUGAUGUUCAUUGGUUGGUCUAGGCCUAUUAUUUGUAGCUAAACAUGUCUAGUGAUGGGCAAUUUGGCUCGUGGGCCUGCUCACAUGCAAUAUACUUUUUUUAUUUUCCCAGCAGAAUCUUCCGUUUCUUAUGUUUUCUUUUGAGAGGGCUUUCUUCCCCUGCUGGGCUGGGGUUACUCUUCUAGCUAAUUGCAUGUGUUUGUGUUCUCUGUUUUCUUGCGGAAAGAUAUUUAUUCAUAUUGGCAAGUGAUGAUUUGGUUACUUUUUCCAGUUGCAACAGCAGCUGAAUGCCGUGUCUGGUCGGGAAGAAGACGGGGCUUCUUGAAAACUGAAAAAUUUUAGUCAGUGUAAAGUCAAGCUACAAUGUACAUUCAAGUAAGAGCUGUCGAUCCUGUAGAAAACUGUUUCUCAAGAGUCUUCCAUCUGCUGAAUGGGAAUCUACUUUUUGCCGUAAGUUAUAGUAGAAUGGGUAGCUUCCAAGCUUCUUCAUUGAAGAAUUCAAGUCACCUUGUGUCAGAUAACAAAAGAAGUAAAAUAAGCAGCUAUCGGAGAUCAUGUUAUUUCUUCUCAUUUAUUUGGUCCGAUGGAAAUGAGCUCUCCCCUCCCUCCACUUUCGUGUUCUAAUUUCUAGGUAGGAAGAUCUUUUGAGCCGAGUAAUGAAGAGGAAGAAAGAAAGGAAGUUAUGGGCAUGUUGGUUUGUAUUCAUCCCUAUGGAUCCCAUGUUUUGUCAUAUUUGAAAUUUAAACAGAAGUUAUGAUUUUGUUGCUUUUAGCUAAUUGUUGUUUAUCGUUGUUGCUCUUUGUUUUCGGUUUUAUCCGUAAUCAUUCAAUAAAUAAUAGUACCAGAGAAGGUUGAAGCCA
This is a messenger RNA of Malania oleifera, 3344 nucleotides long. RefSeq names its product serine/threonine-protein kinase BLUS1-like. Gene Ontology annotation, molecular function: ATP binding; protein kinase activity; protein serine/threonine kinase activator activity. The coding region runs from base 219 to 2420 and encodes 733 amino acids. The record is from RefSeq and is a predicted model, not a curated record. The transcript has 21 exons. Gene Ontology annotation, biological process: protein phosphorylation. NCBI's taxonomy places the organism in Eukaryota, Viridiplantae, Streptophyta, Magnoliopsida, Santalales, Ximeniaceae.